UAAAAAAAGAUGCUAUGCUAUAUUGAACGUAGUGGUAUGGAAGUACAAACAAACUAAGUGGUUAACUGGAGAUUUUGUAUUCCAAUGAGAGUAAAGAGAGUAGCAAAACUUGGCUUUUCCUUAAAGAUAUCUCUUGAAAUAUCUCCUGAUACAUGGGGUGAUCAGUGUAGACGUGAACACGAAAACUAGACUCUGUACAAUUUCCGUCUGGUCAACAGUGGAUAUUAAGGAAUCAGCUGUACACUAAGAUAAUCGAUGUUGGCAAAGAAGGCAGACAGUGUUCUUAACUGAAUUUAUUGAACCACAGUUGUUCCCUAGAUGCUUUAAAGUGUAAUCAUGACGUCGACGUCACAACUUUCAGAAGAAGAGAUAAACUUCACCAGAUUUUUCUUGCUCAACUUUAAAGUAUCUCCAGACAUUGUGAGGCGAUACUUUGAUGGAGUAUUUCCACCAGCACACUUAUCUCAGACUAUCAACAAUGGUAUGAAAACCAUCAUUCAGUUGAACAAAUCAAAAAUAAUCAAUUCAGCCCAAUUCGAAAUAUUGAGGAGUGUCCUUGGAACCGUAUGGCCUUCCAAUCUUCCUCCGAUGCCUGUGGGAACAAAAUCGACCUGUUCCAAGGACUUUGAUCUGACAAUGAUGAUAUGUCUGCUGCGUAAUCUAGGAGGUUUAGCUAAACCCAUCAAUGGAUGGGAUAAACUUCCACAUCCGAAUGACACGGUACAUGGAGCGGACUUAGCUACACUGAAGUGGCACAGAAAUGAUUUGGCCCAUGCGACAGUCACUUAUAUGGAUUCCAAUGAAUUCAUAGACAAAUGGACUCAAGUUGAAAAGGCAUUAACAUCUUUAAAUAAAGGUCAAAGACCAUACGAGGUCAUAGAAAUCUUAAAGUACGAUCUUGUUGGGGAACAAGCAAAUCUAUUGGCUAACGCAGAACUGAACGAACUGAAAAAAGAAUAUCUGGAUUGUGAAAAGGAAAAAGAACAAAUAGAAAGUGAUUUCUCUUUUUACAGAGAUGGCAAUCUUCCAAAAAACAUUGCAGAUAUGAACACAGAUUUGGUUGAAGCAUGGAUUAAAGAUGAUGAAAGUUUUGUUGAAACACAGGGAUCAAAACUUGUUGACGUCAAAAUAAACGAGUGUAACUGUCUUGUGGUGACAUCAAAUUCAGGUUUAGGUAAGACUGCAACGAUCCGACAUAUUGCAUUAAAACUUAAACAUAAAGAAUUUCAAAUUGUUCCUGUAGAGUCCCUAGAGGAUAUAAUUAAAUACAAAACAAAUAAAAAACAGUUGUUUCUUAUUGAUGAUGUCCUUGGUAAAUACGAUUUAAGUCCAACCCGGCUGGAUGAAUGGGAAAGUAAAAACGAAAAGAUAAUAAGCUGCUUGAACAUAGGAGGAGGUUCAAAGAAAAUAAUGUGUACAUUGAGAUUACAAAUAGCACGCAAUAAAAGAUUUAAAAAUGCAUCGACAAUUUUAAACAAAACAGUUAUAAAUUUACAGCACGAGUCUUGUGUCCUUUCAAAUGAAGAAAAGAAGAAUAUAUUAAUGAAACAUCUUAGAAGAAAUAAUUUGGAAAACAAAAUUACAACAGAAGAAGUUGCAAUAAUGUGUGAAAAAGAUUAUGCAUUUCCUCUUCUUUGCAAAUUAGUUUCAAAUAAUGAGGAAAGAUUCAGAAAAAAACUCGCAUUCUUUAGGCAACCAAUAUCACUUUUAAAGAAGGAACUCAAUAAAAUUAGUAAUGAAAAUAAAAGUUUAUAUUGCAUGUUGGUCCUAUGUAUAUUGUUUAAUGGUUCAUUUAGAAGAAAAAUGUUCGACAUUGACUCAAAUGAAGGUGAUGAGAAAAUAUACAAAAUAAUGCACACUUGUGGACUUCAAAGAAGCAUUUCUAAGAAAGAACUGGAAGAUAGUGCCCUUUCUGCUUUAGGAUCUUAUUUCAAAACGGAUGGUUUUAAUUUCCAGUUUAUUCACGAUGCUCUUGAAGAGACUGUCGGUAUUCACUUCUGUACUUUGUAUCCCGAGGAAAUGUUUGCACACUGUAAUAUCGCUUUUAUAAGAGAUAGAGUCAGAAUGCAUUCAAAUGAAAGCAUAACUGCAAACGUUGAUGAAAAUUUUGUGUAUAUCCGGGAAGAUGAAUUGAAUGAUGAUCAUCUUAAACCAUUAUAUACUAGAUUGUGGGCUGAAUUAAAACUUGAGAGAUUUUCUACUUUGUUAGCUAGUCACCUUUUUAGGAAUAAAAACUUUGUUUGUGAACUUGGAACCUUUUUAAAAAAUAAUAAGGGCAAAUUGAAAUCCAGUAAAUUGCCUAAAUUUGAUAAUGAAAGGCAUAUUUCUUCCAUUAAAAAUAUUUUGCAGAAUCAAUUCCAAAUUAACACAGAUGCGAUUUGUCGAGUUAUAGAGGUUAAAAAGUGGAAUAAUCAGACACUUAUGUACUGGAUUGUGGCUUUCGGUUGUAAUGAAUUCUUUCAAUAUGCAUGGAGCGCAAUGACACCUUCAGAACAAAAGAGUUUACUUAGUCAAACGUAUUCGUUCAGGUUUGCGUCAAAGCCCUUAUUUCCACUAGCUGUUCUUGGUGGUAGCGUAGAUAUAGUAAAAGAACUAAUUCUUACUGGAGCAGACGUUAACUGUUUUUCAGAAUUUUGGGAAACACCUCUAUACAUAGCAGUCACGUUAGAUAACUACGAUAUGGCACGUUUGCUUCUACGCAAUGGAGCAUUAGUUAACCUUCGAGGAUGGUUUGACAUGAAAAUACCAAUUUUAGUUACUUCAAAUAAUCACCAAUUUACCAGUUUGAUUCUUAAGUAUGAUUUGAAUCAGACCAAACUUCAUAAAGCAGUCCGACAGAACGAUAUACAUAUUUUGAGAUCAAAUAUUUCAUCCAAGAUUAUUGAUCGUAAAACAAAGAGCGGAUGGAGUGUCCUACAUUACGCCGUAUUAUUAAAUAAUUUAGAAGCUGUUAAGGUUUUAUUCAAUGACGAAUCGCCACAUAUUGAUGGUUACUCUGUUGAAUAUACCCAAGAUGACCAAAGAGAAGUUUUGUGCAGAAAACCGACACCGAGAGUAAACGAAGUUGACAAUAACGGACUUACUGCUGUCCAUCUAGCAGUUAUAAAUAAUAACAUCGAUAUACUAUCAAUGCUGCUUCGUAAUAAAGCUGAAGUUAAGGUUCGUGAUGAUUUCGAUAAAACACCUUUACAUUACACAACAAGUGAAAGGGCAACAAAACUAUUACUAAAUCAUAGCUCCAAAACCCAGUGCUUGGCAACGAAUCGAAACGUAAACGAGAUGAGAGAGUAUGAAAGAGCACCUCUAUCAGUUUUCAGGACCACAUGUUUUAAUUUCACUUUAAAAACAGCUUUCAGACAUGUUUGUCGUGAAUAUAUAAACAUGCCAGACAGUGCAGGAAAUACACCCUUACAUUCCGUUUUAAACAGUUGCCUUUUAAAAGAGGAACGCAAUCAUCAUGACUGUAUAGAAACAUUGCUAGAGAAUGGAGCAAAUCCUUAUUUAUUCAAUGACAUGUCCAUUUCAGCAUUACAGUUAAUUGAUAGCUGUUGUGAUACAGAUAAAUACAUAAAAAACAGUGCAGAAUAUAAAAAAUCACUUCAGAAGACUCAUAAGGUAUUUGUGUUUGUCUCUUUAGCAUUCACUAUUGGUCUUCUUAUAUGUUCUUUAUGUAUAGAUAGUAAUGUCAGUACAAAUGAGGUCGAUUGUUUUUUUACAGAAUCGUAUAAGAUUGCAUUGGUACAAGGGAUAAGAAUACAAUACUCUCUUAUACUCUCUAUUGUUCCUCUUUGGUUAUUAAUUUUACUAUGGUUUAACAUGAGGGGUUCUACUUAUCGGUUCUUUUUUGUUCUUUUCGUAAUAACAGGAUUUGGGUCGUUUAUAUUAAUUUCUGCAUAUUUUUACCAUGCAUACACAACGUUAUUGUAUAACAAAAAGGCAGAGUGUGUAUACAAAGAUGUUGUUGACAGAAAUGUGCAACUGCCAACAGAAAAGUUCUUACAAUGGGAGAAAUUACUAGGUAUUGAAAUUGCAGAUUGGUCAGAAUAUUAUAUUAUUGUCAGUUUAAAAUGA
This is a messenger RNA of Mytilus trossulus (common blue mussel), 4071 nucleotides long. RefSeq lists its product as uncharacterized. Lineage: Eukaryota; Metazoa; Mollusca; Bivalvia; Mytilida; Mytilidae. Bases 337 to 4071 code for a protein of 1244 amino acids. Gene Ontology annotation, biological process: positive regulation of transcription by RNA polymerase II. The transcript has 7 exons. The record is from RefSeq and is a predicted model, not a curated record. Gene Ontology annotation, molecular function: protein binding; transcription cis-regulatory region binding. Gene Ontology annotation, cellular component: nucleus.